UACCGUGCGCAUGCUCAAAUUAAACUGUGUCGGAGCACGCCAGGGAGAACAGCGACAGAUUUAUUUUCCAAACCGAGCCGUGCAUCUGAGGCGUAACGAACAUCUUCAGAGUCGUCAGUGAUCGAGGGAGUCACCAUGAGCGCGAGAGCAGUACCUAAGUGGGGCAGCCGAAAACAGUGCUCUGCUUUUAACUGUAAAAACUAUCCGCACAACAUUGCGCACCUCGCCUUUCAUCGGUUCCCAAAAGAUCCCGACAGGUAAUGUCUGAAAACACGGAAACACAUUUCAAAUUCAAAUGAUCUCGGAGCUGGUUUUAAGAAAAGAAUAAGCAUAAAUCGUGGCAAUAGCAGGAAGGUACUUCCGGUGCUAAAGCCGUCUAGCUUAGUCACUUCCGACAUGUCUUACGUCCGUGACGUGUGAAGAUAGAAUUAAAUUAAGCUAUCUUUAUAUUCUAUGCAUUUUGACGGACGAACUUUUACAUAGCAAUAGAGGCAGCGGAGAUUUGGGGUUGAAUGAGAAUCAUCAAUCCAUUUCAUAUUGUAAUCCCUCGAAUAAGAAUGCUGCAGAUUAUUUUGUGCCUAGGUUGAUAGAUACUUUAUAACAGGGGUGUCCGUAUACAGUCCUCGAUAGACGCCUUCCUGCAUGUUUUAGAUCUCUCCCUGCUGCAUCUCACCGAAAAUCUCAUGUUAUCUAUUAUAUACAUAAUCUGCAAGUUUGUAGAAAAUCUCGCUGUAAUCAGGUGUUCUGCAGCUGGGAGAAAGCUAAAACAUGCAGGACGUCAGCCCUUCAGGACCAAGUUUCGACACCCCUGAUUAAUACAAAUAAAUUAAAUCAGAUACAUGUUAAUGGCAGCGCAUUUUAAAAUUCCAACAUGCAGUUUAUAAAAUUUUAAGUUGUCAUUUGGACCAAACAUUGGCUAUAAUGUGCCAGUGGAUGCCAAAGUGCAAAAAUAUGGCUCAAACUAUGAUUUUAUCCUGUCAAGUGUUAAACUACAGGAAUGAACCUUACAGAGACGCAACAAACUUACAAUAUAUGGAAUAUAUUUUGAUUGUCAUAAUAGUUAUUUUAUGAUUAUUUGCAUUUUUUCAGGGAUUAUCAGUUUAGUAACAUUUAUCUUACAUAACAAAGACAAAAUAUAUCAGAAAUGCAGUGCCAGCUUGAGCAGGAUCACAACAAACAGAAAUAUUAGUAAAUAGAUCAAUUUCUCAAAUACUGAUUCAUGUUAAAACACAUUCACUGUCCUUAGUUGAAUAGAAAUAUAUCCAUUCAUAUUUUAUAUAUUGAUUAUACUUUGUUGUUGUUGUUGUUUUGUGCAAUUGCUUAUAAAGAAAAAAAGGAAGUCCAUCCACCUGUUUAACUGCUUUAUCCAACUCAGGGUCGCAGGAUGCUGAAGCCAAUCCAGUUGAGUGUCAGGGUUUGCCCUGGACAGGCCACCAGUCUAUCACACUGCAAACACAGGGAGAAUUAAAGUUACAGUCAUAUUUACACCUAUGGAAGUUGAAACUGAAGUGUGUAUUUUUGCACUGUGGAGGGAAUGUGGAGCAGCAUAGAAAUGUCCCCAAGCCAAACCUGGAUUGGAGGCAUGAGGACAGAAACCUAGUACAUUAGUUCCAGUUGUAUACAACUUCAAUCAACUAGGGUCACUGGAGCUGACCAGAACUGCUUCUUGGCGACAGCAGGGUACACCCUGAACUGGCUGCAUACAGUACAAACAUUAACAGGCUGGAAUUUAGAUCAAUAACUUGUCUCAAAGGCAUGUUUUGGUACUGUGGGAGAGAAAAUGAAUACUUGGAUUUAACCAACGCACAGAGAGAACAAGCACUGCCUGCAACUUGGUAGAGAGCUCCUGCUCCAGUGUUUUGUAUGUAAAAAGAGUUGUUUUGUGUUUUUCGUUAUCACCACUUCUCCGUGGUGUAUUCACUGUGCAUUGAAUUCACUGUAACUUGUGCUUUGGAGUGUGUGCAGUACACACAGGGGAAGAACCGAAGAUGUAAAUCAUUGUUAGCAUUAGCAUGGCAAGUGAUAUCUAGCUGGAUAGCUCAGUGUUUGGCUGAUGGGGCUGCUAGCUCCAGGGUUAGUGUAUAGCCCUGCUUUGAAGACGAGACCAUGGAGUGCCACCACCACCCAGCCUGCUGGAUGAUGAGCCAUGAGAGUUGCAACAGGACCUCCCACUGGACCCUCACCAGCAAAGGGGAGCCAGGCUUUGGGGAAAGAAAUGCUGCACAUCAGAAGAGCCACCAAGCUGCCACUGCCACCCAUGCUACUCUGCGAACCCCUGGUCACUUUAAAACAAACUGGAUUGCCUGCGGCCUCAGACUGGAACCUGCUACGGAUUUCGUGAGUCUGGUCUCAUGAUGUUCACAGAAUCGUGGCUCUGUGACGGCGUACCUCUUACCAGAUGUGCCUUAUGGGUGCAGAGGCUGUGCAAUCCAUCUUUGAAGGGGAUAAGCUCUGAGAAACUCCAUCAGAGUUACCGAGUGUGCAGUGUGCACUUUGACACCACCCAGUUCAAGAGGCCAUCAGAUGUUCAUGCAGGAUUGAAGUGGAAUGCGGUGCCUAAAGAUCAAAGUGCCCCAAUCACAGCAACUGUGGUGGACAUUAGCACUAAGUCGACCCAGAAGGAUGCGGAAGAGAAGAAGCUACCAUGUCCAGCGGUCUUCAGUUGUAAAUUAAUAAAAGAAGAGCCACCAUCUCCAGUGAUUGUCAGCAUUCAGACAAUAAAGGAAGAGAAGGAGCUGCCAUCUCCAGUCGUCUUCUCUAAUAUGCCACUGAAGGAGGAAGAAGAGGACAAGCCACUGUAUCCAGUGAUAUUUAACAUCAAGUCCAUAAAAGAAGAAGAGGACACGAUGCCCUCAUCACAGAAAAAUGAGCUGAGUGAUGGUGUGGACUCAUCAAGCCAUGACGGUGUCACUGACCACGCUGUUCAGCAUCCUGAUGAUUCAAAGGCAGACAUUACUGGAGAUGCUUUUGUCUUUGGCACUUCUGAUGUCAGUGCAGCGAGACCUUCUGUGUCUCAGACCCCACUAUUAACACCAAAGCAUGAAACCAAAGACUCUGAAGUUGAUCCCAUGGUACGCACUCUGGAGAAGAAGUGCUCCAAUCUAACAUUAGAGGUGGUCAGACUUAAGGCAAAAGUGAGGGAACUCAGGUGGUCAAACGAAUUAAACCGAGCAGGUGUUCAAAUGGUGCCAGUGAUACCACGGUUGAAGAAACUCCUACCAGGCAAAACGUAUGCUUUUGUGAGGACACAGAUACGUGUCUCCCGUUGCCACCCUGAUGGUUUCCCAUGGUCCAAUCAAGAAAAAGCAUUAUUUUUAUCUAUGUUUCAUGACAACCCUGUGUUUUACAGGCGCCUGCUUCACGUGUUUUCUAUGCCCUCUGUAAAAACACUGAAGAGGAUAAUGAAAUCUCGUCGUUAGUAACCAGACCACCAUAAAUCACCCCGCAGUGAAAAAUAAAUUGCAUAUGAGAUGAUGAUGAUAGGAGAUAGUUUGCUGAAUUGUUUACUUUGUCGUACUGGAACAAGAAUAAUUAGCUUCACCAUUUAUGCAAUCAGUUGAUAUGAAAUGUGGAUUUCAGAAAUGAACACCGAUUCAUUGCAGCUCCAAUGUGUUAUUUGAUAUAGAAGCCAGCAAGACACAAACUAUUAUAGGGACCUAAUUGUGAAAUUUUAAUUGUGAACAAGGAAGAGCACUAAGUCAUGCUGAUCAGUCAAAAAAUUAGAACCACUGACCUCUGCAGGUGUUUUAAUAUGUGAGCAGCAGAUUUUUUUUUUUAAGCCAUUUAGGCUGUGUGGUCUUCUAUGGGACCUGGUCUUCAAGUAAGCAUUUGGUUUUUUAACACCUUGCUAGGUUCACUGUGUGAACCUAGUUUUCAUGCUGAAUUAUUACAAUGCACAGUAUGAUCUUUGUUAGAGCCCUAGUGUUUACCAUGCCUAAAAGCACGGAAAUCCAUAGAACAGAUUAAGUACUAUGGCACACAAAUAUUAUUCAGGUGUUGCCAUUUUAUACUAUGAGAUACUGUUUAAUGUUUAUGAAAUUUUCUUUGUAUUGAUAGAUGUAGAACUUUUAUUGAAAUGUUUUUGCUAUCUAAUAAAACUAGAGUGAAUUUUACACAAAUGCCUGUUCAUUUU
Messenger RNA from Salarias fasciatus (jewelled blenny), 4132 nucleotides. RefSeq lists its product as uncharacterized. NCBI's taxonomy places the organism in Eukaryota, Metazoa, Chordata, Actinopteri, Blenniiformes, Blenniidae. The record is from RefSeq and is a predicted model, not a curated record. The transcript is spliced from 4 exons. Bases 2352 to 3419 code for a protein of 355 amino acids.